UUAUCGAAUGAGUUACUGUAGCUUUUUCGUACGAGCACAAUACACGGGUGAAAUGGAUUUCUUUGCAUUUCAAAUGGUUCAGAAAAUUUAAUCAUUAGCUAUAUUACAUUUGACAAGCAAGCAAACAAUCGCUACUAUGAUAUACUAUUAUACUAUUCGAACGUAUAUAUAAAAAUCAGUAGUGAGAGCUUAUAUUUUUUGCCACAAAUGUCGAGGGGCGCCACAUCAAAAAAAUUUUCCUUCGCAAGAAAUGUCACAAAAACAAGAUUUACUCCAGUAAUGAGAACAGGCGUAAUUCUUUAUCAAUUUUUAAUGAACAAGGUCUCAUUUCAAGGACGAAAGUUUAACCUAUAACCUCGAUUUUUCGAAUUUUUGAAAACUUUAUUUUCCUUCAGAAAAAUCGUCUCAUAGAAUGAUAUUUUUUUCAGAGAACAGUUUAUACACAAAUAAAAAACUUUUUAAAAAAUUCAAAAAAGGAGAUUCCUGGAUGAAAAUUUUGUCUUUAAGAUGAGAUCUCGUUCGUUAAAAUCGAUCAAGUAUUACGUUUAUUCUCAUUUUUGACGUAAAGCAUGAUAAAAUCAGGAGUGAUGAAUAGCCUCUUUUAUUUUAUCAAUUAUAAAUCAAAAAUUAACAUAACCUUUAUAAAAUAUUAUGUAACACAAUGGUACUUACUCUCCAUGUGAUGAAAAUCGAAUAGGUUGAUUAUUCAUUAAAAUAUUUUUCCUCUUCACAUGUUUCGACGUGUGCUUCAAAAGAUUUAAACCUCUUGAGAUUAACAUUGUUACAAAUCGAGAUUUAAAACGUCGUACAAUUCUAUCACGAUCGUUAUAAACAAAGUUUAUAAAAUUAAUAAGAUGUUACAUGUUCUAGGUAACGUUAAUUUUUACGUUGCAAUUGAAUGCCCUCUAUGAUUUAUUUUCUGAAAUAGAACGAAUUGUGUUAGAAUUGCCGAUAAUGUAGAGUGAAACGAUAGAGAAUAAUAUAUCAGAUUGAUAUUCAUAUAUUCGUAUACAUAUAUUUAUGAAGAAGUAAAGUAGUUUUUAUUUUUUUGUUUUUGUUUGUUUGUUUGUUUUUUUUCCAUAAUAUACAUCAGACGACAAAUGUUCUACUAGAAUAAUCUUCGUAUUAUUUGCAUUCAUAUGAAAAAGCGACGAUCGGUAAGAAAUAAAGUUAGUUGCGAACCGCACCCGCUUUCUGCGCACAAUCGAUAGUGCAUUUCGUUUCUGUCAAAUGGAUAAUGGCAGCGACGAUGAUUGAUACGAUGGCACAAAGUAAUGGAUUUCAAUCGAAAAAGAAAGAAGAUCCAGAAAAUAAAGACAAUUUGUGGUCCUCUAUUCUAGCAGAGGUACAGAAUAGCGGAAAUAACAAACUGCCAUCGAACAAGAAUGUCCUUGUCUUAGGUGACAACGAAAGUGGUAAAACAACUCUUAUCGCAAAAUUACAAGGAGUGGAAGAUCCAAAGAAAGGCUCUGGUUUAGAGUUUGCGUAUAUCGAUGUAAGAGAUGAUUAUAGAGAUGAUCAAACAAGAUUAUCCGUGUGGGUCUUGGAUGGUGAUCCAGGUCAUGCUAAUUUGCUGAGAUUCGCGCUAAAUGCAGAAAGAUUUCCGCAUACGCUUGUUAUGUUAGUAGCCGCAAUGACCACGCCAUGGGCUAUUCUUGAUCAAUUACAGGCAUGGGCUGCUUUAUUAGGCGAUCAUGUUGAUAAAUUAUCUAUAGAUAAUGAUUCUAGGCAACGAUGCAGGCAACAAAACAUUAAAAAAUGGCAAGAGUAUACCGAACCUGGUGAUGAACUAGAUCCAGGAAGUCCUUUGAGACGUACUAGUCGUAAUCUUGAUGACGAAACAACUGAUAAUUUACCUUUACCAGAAGCUGUACUUACAACCAAUUUAGGCCUAGACAUUGUCGUGGUUAUAACUAAAACUGAUUACAUGUCUACCCUUGAGAAGGAACACGAUUAUAAAGAUGAAGAUUUUGAUUUUAUGCAACAAUGGAUUAGGCGAUUCUGUUUGCAAUAUGGUGCAGGUCUUUUCUAUACAUCAGUAAAAGAAGAUAAAAACUGUGAUCUAUUGUAUAAAUACCUUACACAUAGAAUUUAUUCAUUACCUUUCAGAACGCCUGCUUUAGUGGUUGAAAAAGAUGCAGUUCUUAUUCCUGCUGGUUGGGAUAAUAUGAAAAAGAUCAGCAUCCUUCAUGAAAAUUUACAAUCGAUGAAACCGAACGAUUAUUAUCGCGAUAUUAUUACACAACCUGCGACAAAUAGAAAGUGUGUGGCAAGGGAAGUAGAAGUUCAAGCGGAAGAUGAACAAGCAUUUUUAGCAAGACAGCAAGCUACGUCAUCAGGUUUGAAGGAUCCAACACGUUCACCUACAACAAGGAACCAGGCAAGCCUCGGCCCAGUUAUACAGGUUGCAUCGCCAAACAAGAAAUUGGAUUCUAAAGGUACCGGUACUACUGCUGCAGGAGAGGGUGUAUUAGCUAAUUUCUUCAACUCUCUUCUUUACAAAAAGACUGCUACACCACCGGGUGUCCCAGGAUCACCAGGAAGUAUAGGUGCGAGUCCUGUUAAGCUUGAUAGUACACCUGUAGAUAAGGCAACAAUGUGCAAUGAUGCGGCAGCGGAAUUAGAUCGUCUUACACAAACCAAGAAAAUAUCUCCACCAAAUUUAAAUUCAUCAUCUGAAUGUUAAAGGAAUAAAUACUCUCUCUCUCUCUCUUUUUUUUUCUUUUUUUUUCUUUUUUGCGAUCCAUCUGUCGAAAAAAAAAAAGACAAUAUAGGAAUCUGCAAUAUAUUAAUUUCAUUAUAAUCAAAAGGUCAAUGUGUACACAAAUAAUGCUUAACUUAUCGUCUAUCGGAUAGGGUACUUGAAAUAUCUUCAUGUUCUAACAACAAUGAAGAUACUGAAGUAUUUCGUAUUAACUAUUCAAUUCAGUAUAUAUAUAUACACACCAUGAUAUUCGGUACUAUUUUAUUUAUUUUUUCUAUUUAUGUUUAAGAUUGCAUCUAUUGCAUAAUAAUCAACGAGACCUAUUUGACUUUUAAUUAUUUCAUACUUUUAGGAAGAUCAGAUUAAAUAAAAUCUCUAAUUAGGCAGCUUGAAGAUAUAUUCUUACAAUUUAAUCAUGUAUAUCAAGAUGAAUAAUUAUGAUCAAAAUAAUAUAGUUGCCUUCUAUUUCAUAUAAUAAACAAGUAGCACAAAAUGCUAUGUUUUAGCUUAAGCGUAGAUGGUUUUUAUCGUUUCUAAAGCUUAUAAUAAAAAAAUUAAUAUCGA
Messenger RNA from Vespa velutina, 3268 nucleotides. RefSeq names its product cytoplasmic dynein 1 light intermediate chain 1 (gene Dlic). The record is from RefSeq and is a predicted model, not a curated record. Gene Ontology annotation, cellular component: cytoplasmic dynein complex; centrosome. Bases 1238 to 2686 code for a protein of 482 amino acids. Lineage: Eukaryota; Metazoa; Arthropoda; Insecta; Hymenoptera; Vespidae. Gene Ontology annotation, molecular function: dynein heavy chain binding. The transcript has 10 exons. Gene Ontology annotation, biological process: microtubule-based movement; microtubule cytoskeleton organization.